Molecule: messenger RNA, 2230 nt
Organism: Medicago truncatula (barrel medic)
Lineage: Eukaryota; Viridiplantae; Streptophyta; Magnoliopsida; Fabales; Fabaceae
Product: serine/threonine protein phosphatase 2A 59 kDa regulatory subunit B' gamma isoform
Exons: 3
Coding region: 326-1933 (535 amino acids)
Biological process (GO): signal transduction
Cellular component (GO): protein phosphatase type 2A complex
Molecular function (GO): protein phosphatase regulator activity
Source: RefSeq, a predicted model, not a curated record
AAAUGGGACAUAGAAGUCAUUAACCUCGAAAUCCUCUUCCCCUUUUGCCUCUGCCUUCUGUUUUAUCAAACACAAACCCCACUUACCACAUUUUAUAUUCCCUUUUUGCCCUUUUCUCAAAACAGACAUACAUAAAAUAACAAAAAUAAAAUAUCAAAUUGGGUUCUUCAACACAUUUCUUCCACUAGGGAAUUUUGGGUCACUGCCCAUUUUUCCUCAAACGUUCUAUCAGUCUCUCUUUCAAUGUUCUUUAAUUAUUGAAAUUUUGAUUUAUUUUGUUGAAAAAUUGGGGUUAGGAUUUUUCUAGGGUUUGGUUGUUCUAGAUAUGAUCAAACAGAUACUUGGUAAAAUACCGCGAAAGUCGUCAAAAUCAUCAUCACAUAGUGAUUUUAACGGUGAUGGAGGGUUGGUCAAUGGUGGCUUUGGUUCAUCAUUGAAUUCAUCUUCCGAUGACACCUUGAAAUCUAAUUCAGCUUCUUCAAAAUCUUCAAGUUCUGGGAAUGGGAGUUCUGCCUCGACGAAUUCAAAUAAAACAAACCAAGCUAAGAAAUCAGCUCCUGCAAUUGGAUCCCAAGUUGGUUUGAUAAUGGCUAAUGGUAAUGGAGGUUACGAGGCUUUGCCGAGUUUCCGGGAUGUUUCUAGCUCGGAAAAGCCUAAUCUUUUUAUAAGGAAGUUAAAUAUGUGUUGUAUUGUAUUUGAUUUUAGUGAUCCUAGCAAGCAUGUUAAAGAGAAGGAUAUCAAGAGGCAAACUUUGCUUGAACUUGUUGAUUAUAUUUCAUCUGUGAAUUCAAAGUUCAAUGAAGCGGCAAUGCAAGAGAUUACCAAGAUGGUGGCUGCAAAUUUGUUUAGAACACUGCCAUGUUCAAAUCAUGAUGGUAAGGUUGCAGAAGCAUAUGAUCCUGAAGAAGAGGAACCUGCAAUGGAACCGGCAUGGAAUCAUCUACAGGUUGUGUAUGAAGUUCUCUAUAGAUUUGUGGCUUCACCAGAGACGGAUGCAAAGCUUGCUAAACGAUACAUUGAUCAUUCAUUCGUGUUGAGACUGCUUGACCUCUUUGACUCUGAGGAUCAAAGAGAGAGGGAAUAUUUGAAGACUAUUCUUCACCGUAUUUAUGGGAAGUUCAUGGUACAUCGCCCGUUCAUUCGAAAAACUAUCAAUAACAUAUUUUAUCAGUUCAUAUUUGAGACAGAAAAACACAACGGAAUUGCAGAAAUGUUGGAGAUUUUGGGCAGUAUAAUUAAUGGAUUUGCUUUGCCUUUGAAGGAAGAGCAUAAGCUGUUCCUUACCCGAGCAUUGAUCCCACUUCACAAGCCAAAGUGUGUCUCUAUGUAUCAUCAACAACUUUCUUAUUGCGUUACGCAGUUUGUUGAGAAAGAUGUCAAGUUAGCUGAUACUGUGAUUAAAGGCCUUCUGAAAUAUUGGCCUGUAACUAAUAGUGCAAAGGAGGUAAUGUUCCUUGGUGAGCUUGAGGAAGUUUUAGAAGCCACUCAAGCAGCUGAAUUUCAGAAAUGUGCGGUGGGAUUGUUUCGUCAAAUUGCUAGAUGCCUCACCAGCCUACACUUUCAGGUAGCUGAACGGGCACUGUUUCUGUGGAACAACGAUCAUAUUAGAAAUUUGAUAAUACAAAACUGCAAAGUGAUACUACCGAUAAUCUUCCCUGCUUUGGAGAAAAAUGCACGGGGCCACUGGAACCAAGCUGUCCAGAGUUUGACUCUGAAUGUGAGAAAAAUAUUCUCAGAUGCUGAUCAUUCACUUUUCGAUGAAUGCAUGAUCAAAUUCCAAGAAGAUGAAAUCAAGGAACGAGAGAAGCAAGAGAAGCGGGAAUCCAUGUGGAAGAAAUUGGAAGAUGUGGCUGUUGCAUCCACGUCUAUAAGCAAUGAAGCAGUUCUUGCCUCAAGGUUUGCUUCCUCUCUUGCCGUUGCUGCAGUUCAAUGAAACUAUUAAUUGCAGGUUGUUGAGAGCCAUUAGAUAUUCAAAUUGUUAAAUCUACCUCAUGAAUAAGAACUGAAUGAAUGCUUCUAGUUGGAAGUAUAUCUUAUUUAACAAUGAGUUUACUGCAAGAAAUUCAGAUUAUGUGGAGUUUUGUGGACAUAUGAUUAGCUGCUAGUGGUUUUAUUUGUGGGCUUUCUUGAGAUGUAAAUGUGAUAUAAGGGAUGUAAUGUAUAACUGGGAGUGCUUUGUUUAGCUUUCUAUCCAUUACUUUUUGCACUAUUCAUGAUUUUGUGCCUUUCA